CGGUUAUUUUUCGCUGUAUGGACAUCCAUUUCGCAAUUUCCAUGAUUCGUUUGCCCUAGCAGAAAAUCAGUCUCUUCUUCUACAUCGAAAUCUUGUAGAGGAUAUUCCAUGCCAGGUCCAUAUCCAACAAUGCUAGACUGUUGACGACAUAUUCGCGUUUAGUAACCCUGCACUAUUGUUGAUUGUUUCUGCACAACAAAAUUGCCUAAUUAAAGAGUUUUUUCUGUCCCAUUUGGUAAAGGACAAGUACUUGUCUCUGGUAAAGAAAUUGUUUUUUUCUCAACUAAACUCAAGUGUCAAAACUAACCAACACAACACUCACAAGGAGGAAUUUUUUGUUGGCCACACUGGGCAUUGAAAGGUGUCGACAAACACCGGCUAAUUUUGACAGCCUGUUUUAGAUCUCCUAAAAUCUUCUUUGGUAACAUUUGCUCUGGAAAUUCUAGACUAAAAAACCAUGGCCAAGUCAAAGAACCACACGAACCACAACCAAAACCGCAAAGCCCACAGGAAUGGCAUCAAGAAACCCAAGAGAUUCUUGCACGAAUCUACCUUAGGUAUGGACGCUAAAUUCUUGAAGAACCAACGCUUUUCAAAAAGGCACAAUUUGAGCACCAAAAAGCAGCUGGCUGUAGCUGCACAGAGGAAAGCGAACCGUGAAGCCAAGAGCGCCAAGUAAAAUGUGUUUAGGUUACGGUUUUAAUAAAUAGAAAUUAACGAAAAACAAA
Messenger RNA from Dendroctonus ponderosae (mountain pine beetle), 728 nucleotides. It is a transcript of the gene RpL29, whose product is annotated as 60S ribosomal protein L29. Lineage: Eukaryota; Metazoa; Arthropoda; Insecta; Coleoptera; Curculionidae. The record is from RefSeq and is a predicted model, not a curated record. Gene Ontology annotation, biological process: cytoplasmic translation. The transcript is spliced from 4 exons. Gene Ontology annotation, cellular component: cytosolic large ribosomal subunit; ribosome. The coding region runs from base 458 to 679 and encodes 73 amino acids. Gene Ontology annotation, molecular function: structural constituent of ribosome.